AUGACCAGACCAGAGUUAUAUAUCAAGGCCACCAAGAAUGCCCAAGACACAAUCGCGUACGGGACCAAAGUUGUCGGGGGUGUCACCAAAGGUCCCAAAGUCGAUACACACCUGGGCCUUCCACUCUUUGGGUCUAUGGAAAAGGCUGCCGAAGAGCUGAACCCCGAUGUUUCCGCUGUUUUUAUCCGUGGCUCUUUGGCUGCAGAUGCGAUUAUUGAAGCCAUAAAAGUCGAGAUUCCCCUCAUUGUCUCUGUAGCAGAGCACGUGCCCGUUCAUGAUAUGCUACGCGUUCAUGAGGUCUUGAGGACUCAGUCAAAGAGUCGACUCGUUGGGCCUAAUUGUCCUGGCAUCAUUGCCCCAGAGCAAUGUCGCGUUGGCAUCAUGCCUUAUAAACAGUACACGCGCGGCUGUGUUGGGAUCGUGUCCAAGUCAGGAACACUGAGUUAUGAAGCAGUUGGUGCAACAUCCAGGGCUGGGCUGGGCCAGUCUCUCGUAGUAGGCAUGGGAGGCGAUAUGAUACCCGGCACCUCGUUGGUGGACGCCUUGAAGCUCUUCUUCGAGCACGACGAAACAAAGGGAAUGCUCGUUAUCGGAGAGAUUGGAGGUGAGGCUGAACUCGAAGCGGCAGAACUUAUCGAGAGGUAUCGCAGAAAUACGCCAAAACCAAAGCCCAUUAUAGCAAUGGUUGCAGGUCAAACAGCACCCGAACACCGGAUCAUGGGCCAUGCUGGUGCCAUGCGUAGAGAUAGCGUGGAUCCAACCGCACAGGAGAAAGCCGCAGCUCUACAGAAUGCUGGAGCAGUCGUCGUUCCACACCCGGGUGUUAUGGGUAAUAUCAUGGAAAAACUACUGGCCAGCUAUGAGUCUGGUAAUUUCGAGUAUAUGGGGAAGCGCAAAGAGGCUGAGCCAAUCAACAUCGAAGCAAGGAUGAAGAGGAACCGCAUUGAUAUAUGGGGUAGGUAG
This is a messenger RNA of Fusarium graminearum PH-1, 963 nucleotides long. RefSeq lists its product as uncharacterized. The transcript is spliced from 4 exons. NCBI's taxonomy places the organism in Eukaryota, Fungi, Ascomycota, Sordariomycetes, Hypocreales, Nectriaceae. Bases 1 to 963 code for a protein of 320 amino acids. Gene Ontology annotation, molecular function: succinate-CoA ligase (GDP-forming) activity; succinate-CoA ligase (ADP-forming) activity. Gene Ontology annotation, biological process: tricarboxylic acid cycle. Gene Ontology annotation, cellular component: mitochondrion; succinate-CoA ligase complex (ADP-forming). The record is from RefSeq and is a predicted model, not a curated record.